Vicia faba (fava bean) is the source of this 1461-nucleotide messenger RNA. The record is from the annotation of a GenBank genome assembly. Lineage: Eukaryota; Viridiplantae; Streptophyta; Magnoliopsida; Fabales; Fabaceae.
AUGUCGAAGAACACUUCCUUUCAAGACGACGUGCCAUGGCGAGUUUCAUCAUCUUCACUGAAACCAUUACCCAAAAUUCACCACUCUCCUAUUCUUCGCGUUUCUCACACACCUCUCUCCGAUUAUGCAAUUUCCAUCAUGAGGCAUCCAGACCCUAUAGGGAAUGGUUUGGGUGAUGGAGCUAUAGUGGAAGCAGCUGGUCCUGAAUGCUUAGUACCUGGUCAAAGUGCUCCCAUUAAACUACUUGGUCUCAAGGUCUGGCCUAUAGAAGUUGACUUGAAAUUUUUGGAACCCGUCGGGCGAGAACUUAAGGCGCUUGGGAAGGAUGCUGAGGGAAUUUCAGAUGCUGAAGUUGUUCUCAUGUCAGAAGAAGUUGUUUCUCAUGCCCUUGAAACCAUUAUUGAAGAAGAACAUGUUGCACCAAAAGUUGAAAAAGUUAAUGACACAGAUACAUCUAGCCAUUAUGGUCUAGAUUCAGGAUUCUACAUGUCAUCUUUUACAGCAACAAUUUUCGUUGUUUCCCUUGUCACUCUUGGAGUUUUACUUAUUACUUUGCUGGUUUCUUUGGUGAUUAUGCUGCAAUCAUGUCAAAGUAAAAGUACUGGAGUUAUUGAACUUGUGAAUAUGAAUAAUUACUACAGUUAUUGCAGGGUGUAUUCUCUGCAUGCUGAGAUCAAUAGGUUAGAGAGAUAUGAUCUUCCAAACAUAUGUAGAGAUCUGACUAUACAUUAUAUCAAAGGAGGGCAUUAUGCCAAAGAGUUGAAUUUAAUUGUGUCUAUGAUCGAUGAUUACUUCAAGAAUCUGAGACCUUCAGACAAUGGUUUGGAUGUGGUGUUGUUGGAUAUAGAUGAUAUUGUUCCUCCAAAUUCGUAUCAGAGGUUUCAUAGGGACGGCAUUAGCAACUGUGUCAAAGAGGCAAAACAUGUAAAGCUCAUGUUUGUUUUAAGAUUAUACAUGAACCUUCAAACUGAUGGGUGGCCUAUAAUUUUGGUAUCAAGAGAACCUGAAACGUACCAAAAUGUCACCAUUAAUCAUCUUGUUUCUGCAGGAUUUAGAGGUUGGUCUUCCUUGAUGAUGAGAACAGAAGAUUCAGAGUCUACUAAAGGAAAUGAGUACUUUUCUAGACGUCUGCUUUCGUAUCCAUCAGGUCAUUUCUUCCCUGCAGCUGAUCAGGUCGGGCAAGUUAAGUGUGGGAGUUGUACGCUAUUGCUAAUGUAUCCAUAUGGCGCUUCACAGGUCAGGUGUUCAUCAUGCCGGUUUGUGACAGAAAUCGGGACAACUGAUGUGGAUACUACAGGUUGGAUACACACCAAGUGUGGCUUUCCAAGCAUGGAAGAAAGCAUAUUAGAUCAGUUGAAUGAAGAGUUGAAAGAGAAAAUAAAGAAUGAUGUUUAUGACAUGGCUCCUUGGAAAUCUCCAAGUCCAGAUGGAUACCGUGUAGGCUUUUAUCAAAACUCUUGA